Molecule: messenger RNA, 777 nt
Organism: Meloidogyne enterolobii
Lineage: Eukaryota; Metazoa; Nematoda; Chromadorea; Rhabditida; Meloidogynidae
Source: the annotation of a GenBank genome assembly
UCGAGAACGUUUUUAGUCACAACUGUUUGUCAUUUUGUUUGGAUUUUUACUGGCAAUUUUUACUUUUUUCUGGCAAUCUUCACUUAAUCAACUUAAUUGGUGGUAAUCCUCUCCAAGCAAAAGCUUAUGACAGUGUAAUAAUUUAUUUUUCUGAUAUUGUUGUUUUACUGCACUUUCUGCUUUAUCUACCCCUAUGCAAGUUGUUGCCCUUCGAAAUGAUCUCUACUUAGCUUUUGAUAGCGUUGUUGAUAACUUUAAAGUUUAUAAAGUUGAAACUAUUGGGGAUGCUUAUUGGUUUGGAGAGAUGAUCAUGCUUCUCAAAUUGCACAAGGAGAUAGAUAAUUUUUGCAAAUAAAAAUUAAAAUAUUUUUAGAUGUUUCUUGCUUUAUUACAUAAAGUCAAAAAUUUUACAAUAAGACAUAGACCCAAUGCACAAUUAAAAUUAAGACUUGGAAUUCAUUCAGGCAAAAAAUAAUUAAUUUACAAAUUAAUUUUCCCCUCUUUUUAGGUUUUGUUGUAGCCGAACUUGUUGGAUCUAAAAUGCCUAGGUAUUGUCUGUUUGGGGAUACAGUAAAUACUUCAAGCAGAAUGGAAAGCAAUGGAUUACGUAAAUAAAGAUUUUUUAUAACCAGUUCUUUUUUAACGCUCUUCGUAUCCACGUGUUGUAUCCACGUUUCUUCUGAUACAAGAGAAAUUCUUGAUAAAGAUUCAGAUUUUCAAUUAGAAUUACGUGGUGAAGUAGAAAUGCAAGGAAAGGCAAACAAACCACUCAUUGGC